UCAGAAGAUAUUUGGAAGUUGCAGAUCACUCUCUUUGACAAAUAUUAUCCUAUUUUUAAAUUAUGGCUUUUCUGUACACCCUUUGUAUGUAUCCGUCAUCCAGAUGACAUAGAGAUAAUACUGAAGAUGCAUAUCAACAAGAGCUUUGUUUACAACUUCUUACAUCCUGCUUUAAAAACAGGUCUUCUCACUAGUGGAGGUGCAAAAUGGCAAUCGCGACGAAAAUUAUUAAAUCCCAUGUUCCAUUUUGCUAUAUUACAACAGUUUGUUGACGUUUUCGUUAAGCAGAGCGAAGAUAUGACAAACUCUUUGAAAAAUACGGACGACCAUAUUGUAAACGAUUUGAUGUUUUUUAUUAGUGAAUAUACGCUUAAUACAAUUUGCGAAACUGGAAUGAGUACUUCUCCAUAUAAACUUGGUUCAUUACAACAACAGUAUCGAAAUGCAAUUCAUCAGAUGUUGGAACUCAUAGUUUAUAGAGCAAUAAGACCGUGGUUAUAUUACGAUUGGAUCUUCGCAUUUACACCAAAAGGUAGACAACAAAUGAAACAUCUAAAGAUAAUAAAUGGAUUUUCUCAGAAAAUUAUUACUGAAAGAAAACUUUAUCAUGAACAAACUAAUGGACAAUACUUGAAAGUUUGUGAUAACGAUGUAUCGGCAGAAAAUUGUUCAGAAACCAUUACAAGUAUGUUACAUAAUUGAAUGUUACUAAUGUAGUUUGAUAUUAAUUUAGUUUGAUUUACGUUAUAAAUUUAUUUGAAAAUACUCAGA
Molecule: messenger RNA, 771 nt
Organism: Pogonomyrmex barbatus (red harvester ant)
Lineage: Eukaryota; Metazoa; Arthropoda; Insecta; Hymenoptera; Formicidae
Product: cytochrome P450 4C1-like
Source: RefSeq, a predicted model, not a curated record